CCUCACGCGACCAGAAUUUCUAUUUUGAUCUCGUGUUGAUCAUGCGUAUAGACAAGUUCUCGAUCAUUCCUAACCAAAACCUACGCAUUAGAUAUGAAUGAUACCAGUACGUAGACUAUUUCCGUAAAGUUGAAUAGGCAGAGGAAUGUGAAGAACUUAUUUCAGGGUCAAUCACUAUGUGAAAGGAAUAACCAGGAAUUCGAAAACAACAACAAUGAGGUCUCCUUUAGAGCAAGGGAAGAUGGAAGUGCUAGCCUACAUAUACAUGUGCACAGCAACAUUAAGUAUUAUUGGAGCAGCAUCCAUUGUAUUGGCUGCAGUUAUAAAGCACAGGGUUGCAAACUCUGAGGUUCGUCCAAUAUUUCAUCUUUCACUAUCAGAUUUGGUUGCAUCAGUUUUUCUGCUGAUUGGAGCGAUUCUCUUCUGCAACUACAAGACAACUGUGAACGAAAAUAUUCUGUGUUCAUACUUUACAGCUUUAACAAGCAGCUUCUACAUGAGUACCUUUCUCCUCACUGUGCUCUAUGCAUUUGAGGUGUAUGGGAAGCUCAAGAACCUCUACCCUAAGAUAACCAACAUCCGACAAGAUGAUACUCAGGCUUUUGGCAGUUUUCACCAACUUUUCUUCCUCUACACAUUUGCCUGGGCCCUUCCUUUGGCCAUCACCCUGAGUAUCUUUGCUGUUGAUAGUGGUGAAUCAGGCACCGGUUCACUGAAUGAUGACAUUUGUGGAACGUGCCUUCCCGUCUUUCACUACAGAUCAGAAAAUUGCAGUUUGUCCACUGACAAUGACCUAGAGCCAGACUGGAAUCACAUCUACAAAUCCAUCUUUAUUGCCAUGCUUUCCAUUUGUAUGCUUGCAAUCGUGGUGAUUUACAUCUUGGCUUUGAAGUUGUUCCGUAAAAUUCAAGUCUCUGGAGGGAUCAUUGGACGCCAGCAGUACGAGCAGCAAGCCCUCGUCCGCCGCCGAGCGUGUAUCUAUUUCCUGGUGUUCAUCGCUUGUUGGCUGCCAGGCACUAUUUUGGGUAUUUUGUCGUUAAAGAAAACCUUUGAAUUGAAGAAAUACUUUGUAUUUUACGUCAUUCAAGCGCUUUCCUCGCCCCUUCAGGGUUUUAUCAACUGUCUCGUGUAUGGCUGGAGACGGCCGGGAUUUAUGAGAAGCUUGAGGCAGACUCACUGGCCUACUGACCCUUACAGCUGAGAACCCGUACCACGGAGAGUCUGAAUAGCUAUGUAAUAAAUUACACAGAAAGCUCAGUGUACAAGGUGAACACGCCCACCACAGGUAGCUCAAAUUGUAUUUUAGAGACCUCGACGCGAUGAGCAGGAAAUCCUGCGCCAUCAUCUAGUUGGUUCGAAAAAGAUUAAGUUACAUCAACGACUUCCAAGAAACUAACGUUUUGAAUGCCAAAAAUCAGAAUACAAAAUGCUAGUUACUCCAAAACGAAUCUUAACAGGGAAUCCAGCAUCUUGGGCUCCCUGUGGAUGCUAUGUGUGAACUGGAUGUCAGACAAGGAAACCAAAUUGAUUCAGUGCUAGUGGAUAGCUAUUAUUCACCCCCAGUCUAACAAGAAGUGAAGCUUGUGAAAUUCGAAAUUACAAACCUUGGUCUGAACGGUUAUCAUAAUGCAGCUUUGUUGUACAGUGUGUCCAUAUUGCCCAAAGAAUUAUAGGUCUAUGCAUUUUGCUAAACUGCGCAGUAUAACCUAUAGUUUAGCUUAUCGAUGGCGAAUCAAGCGCAAACAUUACGUGGUCCUGCCUUUUGUAAAAAUCAUGGUCCGAGUUAGAAAGAAAUCAAUAAACUUUUUAACCAAAGAGA
Nematostella vectensis (starlet sea anemone) is the source of this 1819-nucleotide messenger RNA. RefSeq names its product transmembrane protein 116. Gene Ontology annotation, biological process: adenylate cyclase-activating G protein-coupled receptor signaling pathway; cell surface receptor signaling pathway. Gene Ontology annotation, cellular component: plasma membrane. Gene Ontology annotation, molecular function: G protein-coupled receptor activity. NCBI's taxonomy places the organism in Eukaryota, Metazoa, Cnidaria, Anthozoa, Actiniaria, Edwardsiidae. The record is from RefSeq and is a predicted model, not a curated record. The transcript is spliced from 13 exons. Bases 215 to 1201 code for a protein of 328 amino acids.